GUCCUACUCCCCAACCUCACGACACAGAAGAGAACCCUAACACCACAAAGAGAAGACCCACUCUCCCGCUCGCCGCUCGCCGCUCGCCACUCGCCGCUCGCCACUCGCCGCUCGCCGCUCGCCACUCGCCGCUCGCCACUCGCCGCUCGCCGCUCGCCACUCGCCUCUAGCCCUGUCUGACCCACCAUUUUGCGGUUCGCAGUUGCAAGCUAAGAUACGAGGAUGGGUGUAUUUUGGGGGACUAGGGUUUUGGAGAUUGUGAAGAAACAUGAUUCUGGAGGCCUCGUUUGGAAGAGAAUUAAGCUCACUACUACCCGUAAAGCCAAUGCCAAGAAGCGUCUCCUCCGCGUUUGGCAGAAUGAAGCUGUCCUGAGGGCAUGUUCUGAACCACCUCCUCCUAAAAGUUCUUCUGCCAGUAGCAAUAAAGCUCAUGACAAUGUCACACAGAGUUGAUAGAAGAGCCAUGAUGAUGGAUAAUAUUAGAUCCAUCUGAAAGCUGUAUCAUUAGUGCUCUAGGCUUCCCAGUCUGGGAACAUUUCUUGUCUUCAGACUUAGCAGGAUGCAUCACUUAGCCUCUUGUUUAAGCUUUGUUUUCAUGAAGAAAAAAAUAAGCAUUUUUGUCAAGUCUCAGUGCUCGAGUUAGUUAUUGCAACUGUUUUGAUUUAAUUCUGAUAUGUUGAGCAUCAGUACGAUUAUGUGCAGCAGGGACUUGGAUUUGUUUUUUCCCUCUUUUUGAACAUGAUUAUAUCUUACAUCUUGUAUAUAUCAUCAUGAUUAUUGUAGCAGUGUAA
Molecule: messenger RNA, 791 nt
Organism: Arachis stenosperma
Lineage: Eukaryota; Viridiplantae; Streptophyta; Magnoliopsida; Fabales; Fabaceae
Exons: 3
Coding region: 223-453 (76 amino acids)
Source: RefSeq, a predicted model, not a curated record